GACGUUGUACCCAAUCGGAAUUCACUAAGUGGUGACGUAGCCGCGUUCCCAUACUGACCAACUUAGGCACUGUGUUUUGUCCGACUUUUAAAACAACUUCUUUAGUGUAAAGUGUUGCUGUUUUUUCGGACAAAGCUCUUCCCAUCGGCGGAACAGAGGAGUUUGGAAUGCGCAGAAAAUGGACAGAAACACAGAUACAUCAAAGUUGGCUGUGAGCAGUCCGGAUGAUCGUGCGUGGUCAGGGUGCGUCGUGUUGUUCCUGCGCUGCUGCAGUCCAGAACCUGAUCUUCUGUCCUUCUACAAAGACCAGCAGGAGAAGUUCAGCGUCUUCAAGACCAUUAAACUCACUCUGACAGAUGUUGCAGGUGGACUCGAUGGUUAUGAAAUCCUCAAGCUGCAUGACGCUGAUCCGUUCCUGGGAGUGGAGCUGAAGUUCAUGGACGUCAUUCCCUGUAGGCGUUUCCUGGACAGCUACAUGUGCGGCUCGCUGCUUCAGAGCCUUUCCCAGCAUGCAUCACGCCUGCUCUCGCUUCCCGACAGUGUGGGCGUGGAGACCAUGCUGAAGGCAGGAACACACACCCUGGACCACAGCCUCCGAGAUCUAGAACUCUGUCUACAGCUCAUAUACCAGUCUCAGCCCGUGCGUUUGCGGGAUGACGAGGUCACGCAGCUCGAGCAGCAGCUACAGAACAGCUACAUUCCCCCCGUCCAGAAGGAAGUGCCCAAGAACUGCUUCCUGUUCCAGAAACGGCUGUUCGACGACAGGCCUCUGACGGCCGCGGACCAGCAGCGCUUCGCUUCUCACGUGGGCCGCGACUGGAAGCGAGUGGGUCGGGCGUUACAGAAGAACUGCCGGGCGCUGAAGGGGGCGGCCAUCGACAAUCUCGCCUACGAGUAUGAGAGGGAGGGGCUUUACGAACAGGCCUAUCAGCUACUCGGACGCUUCAUCCAAUCAGAGGGCAGGAACGCCAGGCUGGGGCGUCUCAUCAGCGCGCUGGAGGAAGCCAAGCUGAUCAGCAUGGCCGAGAUCAUGUUGGACAUUCAGCCCCGAGAGUGAGGGGCUCGAACUGUGUGUGUGUGUGUGUGUGUGUGUGUGUGUGUGUGAGAGAGAGAGAGAGAGAGAGAGAAAGAGAGAGUGUGUGUGUGUGUGUGAGAGAGAGAGAGAGAGAGAGUGACUGGGUCUGGUACCUAAAAGUGUAGUGUUUUUUUUUUGUUUGUUUGUUUGUUUUUUCUAGUUUCAUACAACCUUUUUAAAAAUGCCGCAUUGUCCAUAUGAAUUUGAGGUGAAAGAAUAUAGGGCUGUUAGUUACAAUAGCGGGAGAGUUUAAAACAUCCUGGUGCUCGUUACACGGCCGACCGCUUUCACUCCCGUUAGUCCGUUUCAGAGCGGAAUCCGAAUCACCGCGAGUCUGAUUCGUUUGGUUUGAUUCGUUUGGUUUGGUUCACCUUGACACUGCAAAUCAUGAAACAAACUUCAACAUCUCGUAAUUUUCAUAAAACUCGUUCAUUCUUUCGUCGGAAAAACAACGACGGAGAAAUAGUUAAAAAGAAACCUUUACCAAAUAUGGGAGUGUACACAUCGCAAAAAUCACCCGAGCACGGCGAACACGGAGUCAUCCCUGAAUGAAUUAAAUGUUUUAAUUUUUUUAUAUAUAUAUAUAUAUAUAUAUAAUUAUAAUUAUAUAAAUACCGAGUUUUUAAUUUUGUGAUUUUGUGUGUCAUAUGCCGCUUCUCAAAUCCUCGCAACACAGGGCAUUUCUGCAGCACAAUCGAGCGACGUGUCUGAUUCACUUCCUGCAGCGAGUCGAUUCAGAGUCGAAUCACUUUCUGACUCUGAAUCGGAUCGACAGCACCUCGCUCAGACGCUCUCGGACCCGAGUGUGUUCUCAGCUGACUAAAGAACCGCAGCGAGGAGGAGAACACACCAGGGUUCUGUUCAAACUCGUUAAGCGUCCUUAACGAUGACGCGAGCUUCGAAGAACGAACAAAUCCGAGUCACGUCAGUGUUUGUUUUUUUUUUUUUUGCAUUCAGAAUUUCUGACUUGAACCGUCUUUAUCAUGAAAAACCGCACAUGUUUCUGUGUGUGUGUGUGUGUGUGUGUGUGUGUGUGUGUGUGAGAGAGAGAGAGAGAGAGAGAGAGAGAGAUAUCACAAACAUCCCACAGCUGUUUUUUCUCUAAUGACGAUCCCAUGCUCUCCACUUCCUGUUUUCUUUCAAACACAAACUGUUUCAUCUUAGCAGGUUAAUAAUCAAAGUUCUUCAGACAGAGAUGAAUCAUGUGUGUGUGUGAGUGUGUGUGAGUGUGAGUGUGUGUGAGUGUGUGUGAGUGUGUGUGAGUGUGUGUGAGUGUGUGUGAGUGUGUGUGAGUGUGUGUCAGGAACAAGAUCAAGAGCCAGUGUUCUACAUUUUUAACCGAAAGCAUUUUUUAAAAAAAAAUGAAAAAACGCGCAAUCCAGAAACGUGGAACAAACUUUCACGAGCACAUUCCUGUCUGCUGCGACGCCAUGUUCAGCGCUGUGUAUCCGUCCACACGAGUGUGUGUGUGUGUGUAGAUAAAGAUUCAGAUUUAAAUCCUGCCUGGGCUUUAAUACGGAACUGAUUCUCUGCGUACGCACCAGAUGAACCGUGUGUAAAUGAAAUGUUUCGUAUGAAUCGGUGUGUUUCUGUGAGUUGUUAUUAGUUUAACGAUUAGAUUUCACACCUGCAUGUUCGGUACACAGGAAGCAGAGAGGUCUUUAGGUCUUUAGAAUCAUAAAUACUUUGGUAUUAUUUGUAAUUGAUGACUAGCAACGUAAAGAAUUACAAUCAGAUGACCAAAGUGUCGAAUAUUCAAACCAAAUACGUACAAAAUACCAAAAAAUAUGCAGUGAAAUUAUACAUAAAGUAUAACUAGCGCUUUAAAAAAUUCCUGAGGUGCCAAUAAUUGUGACGUUUUUUUUUUUUUUUUCUUAAUAAAUUCAGAUAAAGGUUAGAUUUUUCCUCCUAUUUUCACCAGCAAAUUAAACACAAGAACAUUUUAUAAUUUUUUUUUACCCCUCUUUACCAAGGGUGCCAAUAAUUCUGGAGCUGACGGUAGUUUAAUUAAAAUUUUGGUAAAAAAAUUAACAUCGUGUCUCCAUCCGUCAGUUCUAUAAACGUUAGCUGAGAGUAUCGGAUGUUAUUUAGUGCAUGCUGUGACAGCAGGGUUUUUAAGAAUAACUCAAAUCAUAAAAAAAAUAAAAAGUCACACUUGCUGUAAAUAUAAAUACGAUGCUGCACUGAAUUGUGGGAAACACGGACCUGAUGCCGAUACGAUUCGCUACGAGUGUAAAAAUAAUUCAAUAAAAAUGUAAUAAGUCAACUAGUAAUAAUAUGAAAAAUACGAGAAGCAUCUACAUCCUGUGUGUGUGUGUGUAUGUGUGUGUGUGUGUGUGUGUGUGUGUGUGUGAGAGAGAGAGAGAGAGAGAGAGAGAAAUUUUUUUGUUUGUUUGUUUGUUUUUUUUUUUACCUUUUUUUUCCCUCAUGACCGUGAAUGUCUUUCACUGCUCGAUAUGAAGUAUUUUUUCCUCAAUAAAUGUUUUCAUGUUUGUAGAACAA
This is a messenger RNA of Pangasianodon hypophthalmus (striped catfish), 3577 nucleotides long. It is a transcript of the gene tradd, whose product is annotated as tnfrsf1a-associated via death domain. The transcript is spliced from 6 exons. NCBI's taxonomy places the organism in Eukaryota, Metazoa, Chordata, Actinopteri, Siluriformes, Pangasiidae. Gene Ontology annotation, biological process: extrinsic apoptotic signaling pathway; positive regulation of canonical NF-kappaB signal transduction. The coding region runs from base 179 to 1057 and encodes 292 amino acids. Gene Ontology annotation, cellular component: tumor necrosis factor receptor superfamily complex. The record is from RefSeq and is a predicted model, not a curated record. Gene Ontology annotation, molecular function: transmembrane receptor protein tyrosine kinase adaptor activity.